AUCUGAGACUCAGCACCUCCAUUAUCAAAACCAAAAAAAUAGCAGAAUCUCACCAAUUCAACCCCCCCGGCCCCGAUUCUUUCCAAAGUUUAUCCCUUUUUCUUCUCUUCUUCUUUGUCUUCGAACGAAGUUCCUACAAAAUGAACUGAAUUUAUUUAAAGAAAAAAAACAUUUUUUUUUUAAAAUUAUUCUUUAAGUAUCGUUUAAAGAACCACAUCCCAUUUUUACUCAGUGCUGGGGGUCUUCAGAAAGGGGAUGAAUUUAAAUUAGUGAAAUUUUAGGGUUUAAGAUUGUGAUAAUUUUGUGAGUUGUGAGUUGUGAUUAUGCUUAGGUUGUGGAAAUGGUACCAAAAUUGCUUGGCUGUUCACCCUGUUAAGACACAGGUAAUCAGUUCAGGAAUCAUAUGGGGUGUUGGUGACAUUGCUGCACAAGCUGUCACUCAUAGUUAUUCUACACCUAACACUGCCCACACUCAUCAAAUUCAGGAUGACGAUGACGAAGAAUUCAAGAUCAACUGGAAGCGGGUGGCUACAACCAGCUUGUUUGGGUUAAGCUUUGUUGGCCCAGUUGGCCAUUACUGGUAUGAAGGCUUGGAUAGAUAUAUAAGAUUGAGACUCAUGCUCAAACCAGAUUCCUUCCGCUUCGUUGCCUCUAAAGUUGCCAUUGACGGGUUCCUUUUUGGGCCAUUGGAUUUACUCGCAUUUUUCACUUACAUGGGCCUUUCUACCGGAAAGAGUAUUCCUCAAAUCAAAGAAGAUGUGAAGAGAGAUUUUCUUCCCGCCUUUAUCUUAGAAGGAGGGAUAUGGCCCAUUGUUCAGGUCGCAAAUUUUCGGUAUGUACCCGUAAGGUAUCAGCUCCUAUAUGUCAACCUCUUCUGCUUGCUGGAUAGCUGUUUCUUGUCUUGGAUUGAGCAACAACAGGAUGCUCAAUGGAAAAAAUGGGUGAAAUCUUUUCUACCUCUCAAGUAACACAGAGAAGCAUCAAGUCUUAAUUUAGUGCUUCUCAAUUUCUCACUCAUGUCUUCAUUCCCGGCCUUGUCAAUUUGUUAAAUGUUCAUCUCAGAUUGUACUAGUUUAUAAAAGCCUAUUGAUUUACAAGAUAUGAUUUUCAUCUUGAAUACAAAA
Messenger RNA from Arachis duranensis, 1124 nucleotides. RefSeq lists its product as uncharacterized. The record is from RefSeq and is a predicted model, not a curated record. Lineage: Eukaryota; Viridiplantae; Streptophyta; Magnoliopsida; Fabales; Fabaceae. Gene Ontology annotation, cellular component: membrane; cytoplasm. The transcript is spliced from 3 exons. Bases 324 to 968 code for a protein of 214 amino acids.